Panicum virgatum (switchgrass) is the source of this 581-nucleotide messenger RNA. RefSeq lists its product as uncharacterized. The coding region runs from base 24 to 581 and encodes 185 amino acids. Lineage: Eukaryota; Viridiplantae; Streptophyta; Magnoliopsida; Poales; Poaceae. The record is from RefSeq and is a predicted model, not a curated record. The transcript is spliced from 2 exons.
CCACGGAGGGGCGCCAGCACGCGAUGGAGGCUCCAGGACACUCUUGGCUUCCUACAGGGAUGGACCCUAAGUCGAGCUAUUUGUUGGAAAUCAGACUCAGUGCCAAUCCUAAAAAGCGUAGGAAGGAUUUUUCAUACUUUACCUUCAGCAAAGUUGUGGAUUCUGAUCUAUGCAAUUCCAAGGACCUCGUCAGAGAAAUUGUGGAUCAGUACCCUCAUGGAUACCAGGAAGUUGUGCAUGUUUUUUACUAUGAUGGUGUCCAAAAAUGCUCUCCUGAAAUCACAACCGAUCAGGAACUCCUUGAGAUGUUCCGCAAACAUGUCGAUAGCAAGGUAGUUCACAUGACCAUUACAUACACUGAUCCCAUAGAUGAUGUGUCUGUUCCUGAGUGCUACACCACAAAAAAUUCAGAUGUGCUUGAUCCAUCUUUAGCUGCAGCAAGCCAAUCCACUGAGGCAAUAUAUAGCCAACUUACAAAGCCAUCAACAAGCCAGCCCAGUGAACCUAGCACAAAUAAAACUAACGAAGAUGAUGUUGAGUGUCUAGCAAAUCCUCGUCCACAAAAUGAACAUGUUAGUUGA